This is a messenger RNA of Indicator indicator, 1155 nucleotides long. It is a transcript of the gene PARD6G, whose product is annotated as par-6 family cell polarity regulator gamma. The coding region runs from base 1 to 1155 and encodes 384 amino acids. The transcript is spliced from 3 exons. Gene Ontology annotation, molecular function: protein kinase C binding. NCBI's taxonomy places the organism in Eukaryota, Metazoa, Chordata, Aves, Piciformes, Indicatoridae. Gene Ontology annotation, cellular component: apical plasma membrane; cell cortex; nucleus. The record is from RefSeq and is a predicted model, not a curated record. Gene Ontology annotation, biological process: regulation of cellular localization; establishment or maintenance of cell polarity; centrosome cycle.
AUGAACCGGAGUUUCAACAAAUCUCAGACUCUGCGGUAUCUGGAGUGCAGCGCAGUGGAAGUGAAGAGUAAGUUUGGGGCAGAGUUCAGAAGGUUCUCCCUGGAUCGCUACAAGCCGGGAAAGUUUGAAGACUUCUACAAACUAAUUCUUCACAUUCAUCACAUAGCCAACCUGGAAGUGAUGAUCGGAUAUGCUGAUGUGCAUGGAGACCUUCUCCCUAUUAAUAAUGAUGACAACUUCUUCAAGGCUGUUUCAAGUGCUCAUCCACUGCUCAGGGUUUUUAUACAAAGACAAGAUGAAGUGGACUACAGUAAUUUUGGGACCAACACACUGUCGAGGAAGAAGAAGGCUCUGGUGACUCUCCGCACUGACAACCUUCGCCGGCGUCCCCACAUCAACAUUAGCAUGCCUCAUGAUUUUAGACCUGUGUCCUCCAUCAUCGACGUGGACAUCCUUCCUGAAACACACCGGAGGGUGAGGCUGUACCGGCACGGGUGUGAGAAACCCUUAGGAUUCUACAUUCGCGAUGGCACCAGCGUAAGGGUUACUCCUCAUGGACUAGAAAAAGUACCUGGCAUCUUCAUCUCUCGCAUGGUUCCUGGAGGCUUAGCAGAGAGCACAGGCUUGCUGGCUGUGAAUGAUGAAGUCCUGGAAGUUAAUGGCAUUGAAGUAGCAGGAAAGACUCUCGACCAAGUCACAGACAUGAUGAUUGCCAACAGCCAUAAUCUUAUUAUCACAGUCAAGCCAGCAAACCAGAGGAACAAUAUUAUUCGAAGCAGUAGGACAUCUGGUAGCUCUGGCCAGUCUACAGACAGCACUGCAAGUCACCAUAGCUUGCCCACAUCCCACGUGCUGCAAAACUUCCACCCUGAUGAAAUGGAGAGUGAUGAAGAGGCUGACAUUGUCAUUGAGGGCGGUCUGGAGCCACAGCACAUUCCUAAACUGCACAGCCUUACUUCCAGUAGCCUCUCCAGAAUCAAUGGUAGCAGCCUUAGCCACAGACUUCAAAGGGACCUGGUGCUCAACAACAACUCUGGCCGAGAAAGCAAUGGCAACAUCCACAAAUUACUCAGUUCCUUAAAAACUGAUCCCCGACACAGUCUGGUUAUCCCCAGAGGUGGUAUUGAGGAGGAUGGUACAGUCAUUACACUUUAG